Molecule: messenger RNA, 867 nt
Organism: Darwinula stevensoni
Lineage: Eukaryota; Metazoa; Arthropoda; Ostracoda; Podocopida; Darwinulidae
Source: the annotation of a GenBank genome assembly
UUCAUUGGGGAGGUGGCCGGGGUUGAUGCGCUUCAGAGAGAAAGAGUCCUUCAAAUCCUGAGCCAGAAUGGAGUUGAGUGGGAAGUGGCAGACCACCCUCCUGCAGUUGUGGAAGUGACUGAAAGUGGGGGUGGAGUUUUGGAGUCCCUCUCCCUGUUUCUGACAGGAUCUCUGCUCCACUACUCUUUCAUGAAGCCAAACUCUUCUUCUACGAGUGUAUCAUCAUCAGAAUCCAUCAAGCAGUUAUGUUACGUGGAGCACGACGAACUAUUCGAGAUUCACGAAUUUUAUACACUAAGAAGGUCGAAAGCCGGUCGUCCCCAGAAGCUGUCAUCUCCAGACAAGCAGUUCUGCGUCCGUGCUAUCACCUCUGGGAAGCUGGAAACAGCCACACAGGUCACCAGCAAGUUCAGGGACGUCAGGAGUCCACGGACCUUUCUCCCUCGAGAAGAAGAACAUGGACAUGAGGACUGGCGGGGGAUCCUCCUCUUUGCUGACAUGGACAAACAACCCAUGAGAAUCAUACCUAUUGUUCCUUCUUACAUGGAAGGAGACAUAUGGAUAAGGACAGAAAAGCUACCCCCAGUGUAUGGGGAGGGCCAGGUCCUGUCCUCCUUGACGAAGCUCUCAUUCCGAGGAAGGAUGGACGUGCUGUGGUUUGAUCAUACGGCGACCGGCGGCACGAACCAGGCGAUCUUCCAAAGCCAGUUGGGAACUACUCAGCAAUGGGUGGAUGAUAUGUUUGCAGGGAUUGCCCUUCUCUUUGCUGGAGUGGUCGGCUCAGAUUUCAUCUCGGUGCACGAAGCCACCAAAGCUCGUAGGUCCCACUUCGUUUGGGUCUUCCGCAAAAAGGAGUGCAUUGUUUGC